AUGUUCAACCUCGCCAACAGAGUGCAGGUGCUACUGAACCAAACACUCACCGCCGUGUCGGUGUUAACGGCCGCCAUUGCGCUUAUCUCCGUGGUCCAGCUCUAUUUCGCCGGCGUUUGGUCGAUCGACACAACCUCCAUUUCCAACGUUAAGGCCAUCGCGCUGCUCAAAAACCUGCGCAGUUUCGGUGCUCUGCAUGGAAAGCCCAAGGAAAACAGUAAGAUUGCGUUUGAUUUGUCGGCGGACUUGACGCCGCUCUUCCAUUGGAACACGAAACAGAUCUUCGUCUAUUUGACCGCCGAGUAUGAGGGAAAGCUGGCGGGCCUGAGUAGCAGGGUCACGUAUUGGGAUAAGAUCAUCACGCGUCGCGAGGAUGCGACGCUCAGCUUGAAGAACGCACGUGCCAAGUAUCUGGUGUGGGAUGUAGAGAAGUCGUUUAGAGGUAGGAAUGCGACGUUGCGGUUGGAGUGGAGUAUCCAGCCGUAUGUGGGUGCGUUUGUGCUGGGAGAGACGUUGGUGGGCGAGGAUUUUGCGUUUGCCAGCGUGAAGCGGAAGUCGUAG
Molecule: messenger RNA, 561 nt
Organism: Australozyma saopauloensis
Lineage: Eukaryota; Fungi; Ascomycota; Pichiomycetes; Serinales; Metschnikowiaceae
Gene: SPC3
Product: signal peptidase complex subunit
Exons: 1
Coding region: 1-561 (186 amino acids)
Biological process (GO): protein targeting to ER
Cellular component (GO): signal peptidase complex; membrane
Source: RefSeq, a predicted model, not a curated record